Molecule: messenger RNA, 3017 nt
Organism: Hipposideros armiger (great roundleaf bat)
Lineage: Eukaryota; Metazoa; Chordata; Mammalia; Chiroptera; Hipposideridae
Gene: PHF10
Product: PHD finger protein 10
Exons: 12
Coding region: 471-1994 (507 amino acids)
Cellular component (GO): npBAF complex
Source: RefSeq, a predicted model, not a curated record
GCGGCCUCCGCUUUCCCCGGGGAGAGGCACUUAGACGGGCGCGAAACACGAGCGCCCCGAGCAAGUCAGAGCAACACGUGGUGCCCGGGGCGCAGAGGCGCGACGCCGGAAGCGCCGGCGCUGACGUGCGCCGUGCGGUGCGCGCCGCCGAACGGACAUGUUGGCGGAGCGUUUACCCCGCGCUCCGUCCCGGGACCAGCCGGCCGCGGCCGUAGGAGCGCGGCGCUCGUUUCAUAAGCGUCGGAAAGGGGAGGAUUCUGCGCACGUUACUGGGUGGGAUCGAGUCGGAGUCCGUUCCUAACAGCGGGGCCAUCGGAGACUUCUGAGUUGUCACCAUCAUCAUGUUAACUAACCGUUAUCGGGCUCUUACUUUUAUUUUCUGGACCUUGCUCUUAAGUGCGUCCUGUGUAGUAACUGGUUUAAUCCCGCGUUAGGCCACACAGGCGCCCCUCUGAGUUUUGCGGGCGAGGAUGGCCGCUGCGCUCGCUGGCCGGCGGGCCUCGCUGACUGCCUCUGGCCUCCUGCCCGAGCGCUUUGCUUUUAUUUUAGUACGUAGCAAGAGGACCACGGUGUUUAACAAAAUUGAUGAUAACGAAGAUAAUUCAAAUGAUGGGACCCAGCCAUCCAAAAGGAGGCGAAUGGGCUCAGGAGAUAGCUCUAGGAGUUGUGAAACUUCAAGUCAAGAUCUGGGCUUUAGCUACUACCCAGCAGAAAAUUUGAUCGAGUACAAAUGGCCGCCCGAUGAAACAGGAGAGUACUAUAUGCUGCAAGAGCAAGUCAGCGAAUAUCUGGGCGUGACCUCCUUUAAACGGAAAUACCCAGAUUUAGAGCGACGAGAUUUGUCUCAUAAGGAGAAACUCUACCUGAGAGAGUUAAAUGUAAUUACAGAAACUCAGUGCACUCUAGGUUUAACAGCAUUGCGCAGUGAUGAAGUGAUUGAUUUAAUGAUUAAAGAAUAUCCAGCCAAACAUGCAGAAUAUUCUGUUAUUCUACAAGAAAAAGAACGCCAACGAAUUACAGAUCAUUAUAAAGAGUAUUCUCAAAUGCAGCAACAGAAUACACAGAAAGUGGAAGCCAGCAAAGUGCCUGAGUACAUUAAGAAAGCUGCCAAAAAAGCAGCUGAAUUUAACAGCAACUUAAACCGGGAACGUAUGGAAGAAAGAAGAGCUUACUUUGACUUACAGACACACGUUAUCCAGGUGCCUCAAGGGAAGUACAAAGUAUUACCGACAGAACGGACCAAGGUCAGUUCCUACCCGGUGGCCCUCAUCCCCGGACAGUUCCAGGAAUAUUACAAAAGGUACUCCCCGGAUGAGCUGCGGUAUCUGCCAUUGAACACGGCACUUUACGAGCCCCCACUGGACCCCGAGCUCCCUGCACUCGACAGUGAUGGUGACUCAGAUGAUGCUGACGACGGUCGAGGUGAUGAGAGAAGGAGAAACAAAGGCACUUCGGACAGCUCCUCUGGCAACGUGUCCGAGGGGGAAGGCCUUCCCGACAGCCAGGAUGAGUCUUUCCCGGGAAGACAGAGAUCCAGGGACAAAGCUGCUACUCCAAGAAAAGAUGCGCCCAAACGCUCUGUACUGUCCAAGUCAGUUCCUGGGUACAAGCCAAAGGUCAUUCCAAAUGCUCUAUGUGGAAUUUGUCUGAAGGGUAAGGAGUCCAACAAGAAAGGCAAGGCCGAAUCCCUUAUACACUGCUCCCAAUGUGAUAACAGCGGCCAUCCUUCUUGCCUGGAUAUGACCAUGGAGCUUGUUUCUAUGAUUAAGACCUACCCAUGGCAAUGUAUGGAAUGUAAAACUUGCAUUGUAUGUGGACAACCCCACCAUGAAGAAGAAAUGAUGUUCUGUGAUGUGUGUGACAGAGGUUAUCAUACUUUUUGUGUGGGCCUUGGUGCUAUUCCAUCAGGUCGCUGGAUUUGUGACUGUUGUCAGCGAGCCCCCCCAACACCCAGGAAAGUGGGCAGAAGGGGGAAAAACAGCAAAGAGGGAUAAAAUAGUUUUUUGACCUCAAUACUGUAAUAUGCAUUUAAAGGAACUAUUUGGUGCCAAUUUAUUUACAACGUUCUCAUUUUUAUGCCAAUAAAAGAUUUGUUUUUGAAAUUAACUAUGUGCUUACAAUCUGCAAGUUGACUCAUUUCUGUUAUAAAUUACUCUUACCCUUGGAGCCAGUUUCAGGCAGAGAAGUCCAUCUCUCAAAAGGUUUUUCUCUCUUUGUACUUUGGCUCUCUUCAGAAAUUCAGUGGAACUAUUAGGCAACUUAAGUUGAAAUACUUAACUGUAUUCAGAUCUCUAGUAAGCCUGCAAGUUACUAUUUUCAUGACAUUUUCCUAAUCUAUAUUGUUUGCAGCCUACCUUAGGUACAGUAACAAAAUUAUUUAGUUAACGGAAGAAUUUUAAUAGGUAGCCCUCGGUGAUCAAGCUAAGAAUGACCUGAUGGGAUGUGGUGCAGCUGGGUUUAGGACUGUCGUUAACGGGCACAGGAGUACCUGCCUGCCAGGAAACGCUGCUUGGACAGGAGCUGUCAUCCCUACUGGGGGGGGGGGGGGGGCAGGCAUGCAGUUGUAAUCCAUGCUCUCGCAAGUAUGGAGGAGGAAGCAUUCAAUUUCAGACUUGAUUUUAGCUCCUCUUCAAAGCUCCCACAUUGUAACUUCAUUUACAAUCUCUAAGGAGUAAAAUUAUAAAGCCAACAAUGUUCAUCUGUACCUGCACGAAAGCCUGCUCUGUGAUUUCUAUAAACCUAAGUGACUGCAAUCUUUUUCAUCACCUGACAAGCUAAUCAAAAUGGAGUUUAAAAAUUUUAUUGUGCAUACUCCUUUUAUAGGAAUUUUGAUCUUUAAAAGAAAACAAAUAUCGUGUCUGCUGCAUUUCCUAUUUUCGGGGUAACUGAGGUAACAUAACUGUAUGGCUUUAUCUUCCCAUCCCCCAACUAGAAUAGACAAGGUAACCGCAGGGGGCGUUCAGCCAGGUAGCAGCAGCGCGGCGCGCGCGCCGUCAGCUUCGGGCCACCGGGUCAGA